GGGUCACCUACAGUGAAUGACGGAUCUUCCUUUGAAACCUCACUUCCGGUGAAAGCCGUUCAGUCUUCUCCAUCUCUCGCUCUCUUUCCCUCACACACACUCACAGCGGCGGGUGCAGAGUCAUAUAGGCUACGCUCAGGUGGAGCAACGACUGGUAUAAACUCAUGGUAUUUUGAGUUCUAGUAUUCAUAACUUGAAGCCAGCGGCCAAACAAUGUCAGAUAUAAGAAAAUGGUUCAUGAAGCAACAUGAUAAGGGCACUGGGAAUGGAAAUGCAUCAAAGCCUGCAAAGCCCUCUGGAGCUGAGAAGCCUGCUGUCAUUUCUCAGCCUGAAAAAUCGGUACAAGAACCCCAAGAAAGUUCUGGCAGAAGGAAAACCAGCAAAUAUUUUUCUAAAGAUAAACACGUGAAAGAUGAGCUGGAAGUUGAGGAGGUUUCAGCAAAAAGAAAGGCCCGAAGGGGUAGGGCGGAGUUAGACAGUGAUGUUAAACCCCCACCUGGAAAAAAGGUUCACAAAGUCGAGGAUGAAGAUGAUGAUGAAGAUUUUGUCACGCCUUCUAGGAGGGAAUCAGUUGAUGCCACCCGGGGCAAGAAAUUGAAAAGUGGGGUGGGUAAGGGAGUUGCUCAAAACCUUAUUGAUGAAAGUGAUGAAGAUGAUGCUGGUAAAGCAAAAUCUAAUCUCAAAACCGCUGGUAGGGGCCCUGGAGGGAAAAAUGCUUCAGCUACUUUAACUACUACUACAGACAUGGAUGUUGAUGGAAGUGAUAAAGAGGAUGUCGAUGAUAAAGAUGCUAAAUCGACCAAAUCUGGUGGACGAGGCCGUGGUGGAAGAGGCACAUCAGCAGGUGGAAGAGGCGGAGGUGGUGGACGGGGCGGAUUUAUGAAUUUUGGAGAAAGGAAAGAUCCUCCUCACAAAGGAGAAAAGGAAGUCCCUGAAGGUGCUUCUGACUGUUUAGCUGGUUUGACUUUUGUGAUUAGUGGAACACUUGACAGUUUGGAAAGAGAAGAAGCGGAGGACUUGAUUAAACGCUAUGGUGGUCGUGUUACUGGAUCUGUCAGCAAAAAGACGAAUUAUCUCCUAUGUGAUGAAGAUAUUGGUGGACGGAAAUCUGCUAAGGCUAAAGAACUUGGCACUAAAUUUCUUACGGAGGACGGUUUAUUUGAUAUGAUUCGCACAUCAAAUAAAUCGAAAACAAGCAUACAAGAAUCGAAGAAGCCACUGGAUAAGGUUGCUCCAUCUCCUCCAAAGAAGAGUCCUCAAGUGCCGGAAACAAAGAAACAAGUUGGUAAACAUGUUGUAACAAGCGUAGCUGUGAAAGGAUUGUCUCCAGCUGCCUCCCUGCCCAAGCGAAAAGAUCAACCUACAGCUCAGUCUGGGUUGCCAUGGACCGAAAAACAUAGACCAAAGGUUCCAACUGAUAUUGUUGGGAAUCAGUCAGUGGUGAAGCAGCUUCAUGAUUGGCUGUCAGACUGGAAUAAAAAGUUCCUCAAUACUGAUCAAAAAGGAAAGGGGAAGAAACAGAAUGAUUCAGGUGCUAAAAAAGCUGUACUACUCAGUGGUAACCCUGGCAUAGGGAAGACUACAUCAGCUAAAUUGGUUAGUCAGAUGCUUGGUUUCCGGACAAUUGAGGUCAAUGCUAGUGACAGUCGUGGAAAGGCUGAUGCUAAAAUUGAAAAAGGAAUUGGUGGAAGCACUUCUAACUCUAUAAAAGAGCUUGUCAGUAAUGAAGCCCUGAGUCUUAACAUGGAACGCUCUCAACGCCCAAAGACAGUGCUUAUUAUGGACGAGGUUGAUGGUAUGUCUGCAGGAGAUAGAGGUGGAGUGGCUGAUCUUAUUGCCAGCAUUAAGAUCUCCAAAAUUCCUAUUAUCUGCAUAUGUAAUGAUCGCUACAGUCAGAAACUAAAGAGUCUAGUGAACUACUGCCUUCUUCUAAACUUCCGGAAACCAACAAAGCAGCAGAUGGGGAAAAGGUUAUCACAGAUAGCCAAGCAAGAAGGACUUCAAGUUAAUGAGAUUGCUCUUGAGGAACUGGCAGAGAGAGUUAAUGGAGACAUGCGUAUGGCCCUGAACCAACUGCAGUAUAUGAGUCUCUCUAUGUCUGUCAUCAAAUUUGAUGACAUUAAACAACGCCUUCAAAGCAGUUCAAAGGAUGAAGAUAUAUCACCCUUUACGGCUGUUGAUAAGCUGUUUAAUUUCAAUGCUGGAAAGUUGAGAAUGGAUGAGAGAAUUGACCUUAGCAUGAGUGAUCCGGAUCUUGUCCCACUCAUUAUUCAGGAGAACUAUAUCAAUUAUAGGCCAAGUUCAACUGGGAAAGAUGACAAUGGAAUGAAAAGGAUGAGCUUGCUCGCCCGUGCUGCAGAGUCUAUUGGAGAUGGUGAUAUUAUUAAUGUCCAGAUUAGAAGAUAUCGACAGUGGCAACUCUCUCAAAUUGGCUCUCUUGCAUCUUCUAUAGUUCCUGCGGCUCUAUUACGUGGGCAACGGGAAAUACUUGAGCAGGGAGAAAACAAUUACAAUAGAUUUGGUGGGUGGCUGGGAAAGAACUCUACACUGGGGAAGAAUUACAGACUUCUUGAGGACCUGCAUGUUCAUCUUCUUGGAUCUCAUGAAUCUAAUUUGGGAAGGAUGACAUUGCGACUUGAUUAUCUUACUCUUAUGUUGAAGCAGUUGACCAAUCCCUUAAGGGUGCUACCUAAGGAUGAAGCUGUUGAAAAGGUUGUUGAGUUUAUGGAUUUUUACUCCAUUAGCAUGGAGGACUUUGAUACAAUUGUUGAGAUAUCAAAAUUUAAGGGGCACCCGAAUCCAUUGGAUGGCAUACAGCCUGCAGUAAAAGCUGCAUUGACAAGAGCAUACAAUAAAGGCAGCUCAUCACGUGUGAUUCGGACUGCAGAUCUCAUCAAACUUCCUGGAAUAAAAAAGGCCCCUAAAAAGCGGGUUGCAGCAAUGCUCGAACCCGUAACUGAUCCUUCGGCGGAAGAAAAUGGUGAAGAAUUUGCUGUAAAUGAAGAAGAAAACCUUUCUGACACGGAAGAACUGGAAGACUCAGCUGACGCAGAGAAGCAGCUGCAAACAGAUCUAGAGAGCCUUACUUCAAAGGGCAUCCAAGUACAGGUGGACUUGAAGGGUUCAGGAAGCUCAAGUGCCAAAAAAGCACCUGCAGGCAGAGGGAAGGGCAGUUCUCAAGCGACAGAAAAGAAAGGGGGUCGUGGUUCUGGAUCAGCUUCAAGGAAGAGGAAAUGAAAAUUGCUCGAACUCUGAAAUAUCCGUACAUAACCCGUGCAAGUGGCCUCAUCUUCUUCCCUCCUUUUUUGGGUUGUUAUUCUGAGGGUGAAGGAUGUUGCGGCUAUUAUGUGGAGGAAAUAUUUUGGUGUUUACCAUAGAUUGUGAUAUAUUUUUCUGAAUGAGCGAGGAUGUAUUAUGGUUAAAGCUUGUUGCAUUUCCUUACCAUUUGCGCAUUAUAAACCUUCAGUUCACAAUGAUAGUUCAAAGUGUAAAUUGGCUAAACAAAAUGGAAGAUUAGAAAGCACCAUUUUGGUCAA
Messenger RNA from Olea europaea var. sylvestris, 3536 nucleotides. RefSeq names its product replication factor C subunit 1. The transcript is spliced from 23 exons. Bases 214 to 3237 code for a protein of 1007 amino acids. Gene Ontology annotation, biological process: DNA repair; DNA replication. The record is from RefSeq and is a predicted model, not a curated record. NCBI's taxonomy places the organism in Eukaryota, Viridiplantae, Streptophyta, Magnoliopsida, Lamiales, Oleaceae. Gene Ontology annotation, cellular component: nucleus; DNA replication factor C complex. Gene Ontology annotation, molecular function: DNA clamp loader activity; ATP binding; ATP hydrolysis activity.